Pyrus x bretschneideri (Chinese white pear) is the source of this 3608-nucleotide messenger RNA. Its product is annotated as glycerophosphodiester phosphodiesterase GDPDL7. Gene Ontology annotation, biological process: lipid metabolic process. The record is from RefSeq and is a predicted model, not a curated record. Gene Ontology annotation, molecular function: glycerophosphodiester phosphodiesterase activity. Lineage: Eukaryota; Viridiplantae; Streptophyta; Magnoliopsida; Rosales; Rosaceae.
UUUUUUUCUGAUGUUGUUAAUGUUUGGAUUGAUCGUUUGUUUGAUGAUAUUAAGUCAAAAGACGGGUUUUCAUGUUUUUUAGAUGUAGAUCUAUGAUUUUGUAGAUAAUUGUGAACCAAAUAGUGUUUUUGUCCAAUUAAAUGAAAUUUAAUUAUGAAAAAUGUGAACGUUUUGUAACACGUUAAUUCAGAUGUGAAAAAGUGCUAACAUGUUAUCGAUACAUUUGUUUAAAUCGCGACAGGGCAGAAGAGAUGAUAAGGUGUUUGCUUUUCAUUUCCUUGUUGAUCCAGUCGUCUUUAGCAGCAAAACCUUCAAAUGCAGGACAGAAAGCAGCACCUCAGGCUCAGGGGCCUCCCUCGAAAAAAUGGCAGACUUUAACCGGUCAACAGCCUCUUGUUAUAGCGCGUGGUGGGCUUUCAGGGCUGUUCCCGGAAGCUAGCAUCCCCGCGAACGAUUUGGCAAAGACUCUUAGCUUGCCAGGCUCCGCCUUCUUCUGCAAUCUUCAGUUAUCGAAAGACAAUGUCGGAAUAUGCCUGUCGAACAUUCUGCUUGAUAAUACAACAACUAUAUCAACGUUCUUCCCUAACGGCCAGAAAACUUACAAUGUGAACGGGAAGGAUAUUCGCGGCUGGUUUGCGUUGGAUUUCACAGCGGAUGAGUUGUUAGCCAACGUGUCGCUGACUCAAAACAUUUAUUCGCGACCAAGUCAGUUCGAUGGUAUGAUGCCAAUCGCUACUGUCGAAGAUGUUUUGGAAACUAAACCCAAUAAAUUCUGGUUGAACGUGCCGUACGAUUCAUUUUACAACCAGCACAAGAUCAGCAUGGUAUCAUUUGUCGAGAAGGCAGUCAAAUUCGCACCCAUACCUUACAUCUCAUCUCCGGAGAUCGGAUUCUUGAAAGCCAUUGGUGGAAAGGUGAACAAAAUGAAGACAAAGCUCAUCUUCCAGUUCCUUUACCCCGAAGAAACAGAACCGACAACCAAGGAAAAGUACAGCGCACUGGUGAAGCAGCUCGGAAUGAUCAAGUCAGUUGCAGCUGGAAUCCUUGUUCCGAAAGAAUACAUAUGGCCUGUAAACAAAAACAAUUACUUGGAGGCUGCCACGACGCUUGUGAAUGAUGCUCACAAAGAAGGGCUAGAAGUGCAUGCUUCCGGUUUUGCCAAUGACGUUAUCCUCCCUUAUAACUACAGUUUCGAUCCCACAUCUGAGUACCUGCAGUUUGUCGAUAACUCUCAGUUUUCAGUUGAUGGUGUGCUUACAGAUUUCCCUCCUACAGCAUCAGAAGCCAUCGCGUGCUUUACGCAGGACAAGAACGGUACCAAGCCUAAGAAAGGAUUUCCUUUGAUCAUAACUAGAAAUGGAGCUAGUGGAAUCUAUCCCGGUAGCACAGACCUUGCUUACAAGCAGGCCGUAGAUGAUGAGGCUGACAUAAUUGAUUGCUCGGUUCAAAUGUCAAGCGAUGGGGUAGCUUUCUGCUUAGACACUAUAGACCUCAACUCGGGCACUAACGCGUUGAGCCAAUUCAUGACCAAUAGUGAUACUAUCCCCGAACUUCAAGCAGAAGCUGGAGUCUUCUCCUUCCAGCUCUCAUGGAGCGAUAUUCAGAGCUUGAAACCACAAAUACAGAGCCCCUACGGAACCAAGGAAAAAAUUGUCAGAAACCCCGCUAACAAGGAUGCGGGCAAACUGGUGACCCUCAAAGAAUUCCUGGAGUUUGCAAAGAAAAAUGCAGUUACUGGAAUUUUGAUCAACAUUGAGAAUGCUGCAUACCUAGCAUCAAAGGCAGGCCUAGACAUUGUGGGAGCUGUAUCCUCUGCCUUGAGCAAUGCCACACUCGACAAGCAAUCCACUCAGCAAGUGUUGAUCAAAUCGGAUGACACUUCCGUGCUGUCCAAGUUUAAAGACGCGAAUAACUACAAACGAGUGUUCAACAUCAAGGAGAAGAUAAGCGAUGCGCCCAAGGAAUCUGUAGCGGAGAUCAAGAAGUACGCAGAUGCAGUAAUCGUCACCAAGGAUUCGAUCGUCAAGAUCACUGAUUACUUCAUUUCUGGCACGACCAACGUUGUCGACGAAAUGAAGGCUGCAAACAUCUCCGUGUAUGCCCACUGGAUGAAGAACGAGUUUGUCAGUCUCAUGUUUGAUUAUUUCUCGGACCCCAUCACGGAGAUUGCUUCAUACGCUCAAGGGUUCCAAGUUGAUGGCAUUGUCACCGAUUUCCCCGGAACUGCCAGCAAGUAUAUGAGAUCCCCAUGCACUGAUAUGGACCCCAAGGCCAACAUCCCAUACGCAAUCUUGCCCGUUGAACCAGGUUCACUGUCGAGCCUGAUCGCCCCUGAGGCAAUGUCUCCGGCACAAGCCCCAAGCCCGGCGCUUCAAACCUCGCAGGUGGUUGACCCACCACUCCCGGAAGUGGUGAAGAAGAAGGACUCCAGCUCCGGCCCCAGCUCCAACUCGGGGAAAUCUGAUUCAGGCUCCAAAUCUCCACCUGCUCCUUCAACUUCUGAUGAAAAGUCGAGUGCUUUUGCAAACGGGGCCAGUUGGUGUGCUUCUCUAGUUGCUAUGAUGGUGCUUUUGCUGGCAAAUUAAGUGCUUCUAAGAACUAAUCUAAUAUUACGCGAGUCUGUAACAUGCAUAACAUCAUCUCAUAUAGUAUAGUAAAUAUUGGAAAAUUAGACGGAUUAAUUUCUGACUAGUUAAUUGAUAUGAUUCUUCAUUUUAUUUUGUUCAUGCUACAUUUUCAUUCAUAUUCUUUCCCACUAAUCAUCAAUCAAAUCGAACCGGUUUCAAUUGAAAAAUCUCAAAAAAGACUAACCUAUUGAACCGGUUCGAUCGAUACUAAUCAGACUUCGUCUCACUAUUUUAUCACUUAUCAAGAUCAUCGUAUUUAAUUUGAAGGUACGUUCGUACCAUUCGCAAGUUCAUAUCAAGUAAAUGUCAAAAUUUUUAUCCUUUAGAAGUUCGAUGACUGUUUUUUUUAUAAUGCAAAUUUUCAAAAGUAGGAGAUUCGAACUUCACCUGCAAAAAACCGAAAGUUCGGAUAUUUCAAAACGAAAUAUUUAUUAUUCAACAAAAUAUGGAAAUUCAGCAGCAAAAAAAAGUUAUGAAAUUUAAGAAAGGGAGAGGACGAGGCUCAGAUUCGCCUUUGUUCAGACAAAAAGAGGGAAGGAAAUGCAGCGUUCCAUGGCUGCGAAUACGGCAGCUGCCGGCGGGAUGAAAGUACAUAUAGUCAUUUCCACCGCCAGAGAAACCGAGUCGCCCCGCCAAGGCACCCUGUUCCGCAUUCCCGCCGCCUGGUUUUACAGUCGCUAAAAGUAUCAUCACCGCCUCGUUUUUGAGAGAGAGAGAGAGAGAGAGAGAGAGAGAGACAGACAGAAUCAGAAGCAGGGAAUUUGAUGAUAAUGAUUAUGUUGAGGAUGAAGGAGGAGGAGCAGGAUGAGCAGAGAGGGUUGUUUGGGUGCGAGUAACAUAAGGUCGGGUGUGUGACAUCAUCGGCUCCGCCGCCAUUCAGAGAGGGCGGCAACAACCCUCACGGACACCCGGGACGGCCUCUCUGACAACAGAGCCUCAUUCGUAAAACUAAUGAACCUUAAAACCCUAGACGCCGCGCCA